Saccharomycopsis crataegensis is the source of this 1455-nucleotide messenger RNA. RefSeq lists its product as uncharacterized. Gene Ontology annotation, molecular function: zinc ion binding; nucleic acid binding. The record is from RefSeq and is a predicted model, not a curated record. The coding region runs from base 1 to 1455 and encodes 484 amino acids. Lineage: Eukaryota; Fungi; Ascomycota; Saccharomycetes; Ascoideales; Saccharomycopsidaceae. The transcript is spliced from 2 exons.
AUGAAAUUUGAAAGAACUUUCAAAUGGGCAAGUCACAUCAAAAUCCUUGACUUUAAGCACCGCGACGUAUUGGAAUAUGCCAUAAGCGAGAAACGCAAAUCAGGAAAAUUGUUCUCCACCUCCAAUCCUGCUAUUAUUAAAUCCAAAGAAAAACGCGAGGAACUCGUCAAGAUCAUGGAAAUUGAAGAUUUCUUCCAAAACUACACCAGUUUUAAUAUGACAAACGAAUUCAACAGAUUAAGAAACUCUAGAAUCAGCUUGGAGAACUACUUGGAAUUUAUCAUGAGCCAACAGCAUCUUAAGGAUAUCUUAAUCUACUUUAAGAUCCCAAAAGAUAUCUUUACAGAGUUUCCUCUUGAAAAACACUUGGAAUCCAUCAAAAACGGACUCACUAAGUUAUCCAAAGAACUUGAUACUAUUACACAGUCAUCCAACGAACCAGAUAAGGAUUUGAUCAUAAUCAGGGAAAACUUAAAAGGGGCCCUCAACCACUUGGUUAUUUUUAAUAAGAAGAUCUGCCUUAACUCAAACUUCAUCCCAAACCCUCAGGAUACAGGCUCUGAUAUCUUCAAGAAGGACAGAAAUCUUUUAAUUGAAUAUCUUAACAUCCACCUUAAAGUUACAGUUGGAAAUUAUACCUACACGCCAGGGUCUUUGUUAAAUACAAUGAAUAAGGAAUCCCAUUUAAUUGAGAUUGAAAUGAAUUCCGAAUUUACUGAAUUUAACCGGGAAAAACUUCUUGACCAUGUCUUCAAUGAAUCCGGAAUUGAUCCAUCAUCCUUCUUUCCAAUCAACACCGUUCACUUUACGGAAGAAGCUAGCAAAGCUGCCAGUAUUGUCACUUAUGGUUAUAUUGAAAUUGACUCAGGAAAAUCCCUUCCACUCUUCAAUGACAAAAAUUUCCGCUCCAGAGUCAUCACGAAAUGCGUCCACUGCACUGCAUGUGGUUCCCGUGAACACACUCGUUUUGACUGCAAGACGUCAUCUUGUGCCAUUUGCAAGAAAUUAUCCCAUAGGGCAAAAGAUUGUUAUUUCAAAAAGCAACAAAGAGCACCUAUUGUGAAUCCGGAAGAUCCAGAAAAACACUCUCCGAAACAAAAUUCUGGAAAAGCAGUCAAACCAAACCACAAAUCAAACUAUGGUUUUCAGACUGUCGAAAAAAGAAAAAUAAAACUGAAUAAACCGGCUACUCCAGAAUAUUCUAAACCACAUUCAAACCCUUUCGACUUAUUGGCAAAUGAAGAAGAAAAUGUUGAUGAUUCAAUUAUUGAUGAGGACGAUACUUUGGAAAAGAACUACCCAUCCAAUGAGGAAGAUGCUUUAGAGGAAGGCCUCUCUACUGAUGCAGACCAAUCCAUGGAUGAACUCGAAACCUCUACAACCCAACACACUGCUACUCUCAGACAUCAAACCAAACCAAUAGAAUUAUUGUCCAAGAAAGUUCGCGGCCAUUAG